This is a messenger RNA of Trematomus bernacchii (emerald rockcod), 4377 nucleotides long. Its product is annotated as tubulin-specific chaperone cofactor E-like protein. Gene Ontology annotation, biological process: protein folding. Gene Ontology annotation, molecular function: alpha-tubulin binding. The transcript has 11 exons. The record is from RefSeq and is a predicted model, not a curated record. The coding region runs from base 269 to 1585 and encodes 438 amino acids. NCBI's taxonomy places the organism in Eukaryota, Metazoa, Chordata, Actinopteri, Perciformes, Nototheniidae.
UCGGAGAGCAAAAUGACAGCUGGUUUAUUUUUAAUAACAAGGAAAAAUCUAAGUAGACAUCAAAGUGUCAUGUGGUGAGCGGUCCUCUCUGUCCUGGUCUGCCUUGAGCAACUGACCAAAAAGGGACCAGCAAUUCUUCUGCAGACAUCUUCCAGACACAGCACUGGAGCUAUCAUUACAAACGCAACAAGACAGUGAGCUGUGAUACUGGUCAAGUCAAAGGAAAGGUCUCUUCAGGUGAGAGGGGGCUGUUCAGCAGGACCAAGUCAUGGAGCCUCCACAGGACGUGUUUGGCCGUACCUUUGUCGAGGUCAUGAGUGAAAAGUACAGCCCAGAGAACUUUCCUGUCCGCAGAGGGCCCGGUAUAGGAGUGGUGGUGGUGCCCAUCACAUGUCCUCAAGGUUCCCCUAUGAAAGACCGUCUGAACCUGCCCAGCAUUCUGGUGCUGACCGGCUGUGGGAUCAACAGGGCCGGAGACCAGGCUGAGAUCGCUGCUUUCUGCGCACAUGUCAUAGAGCUGGACCUGUCUCACAACAAGCUGCAGGACUGGCAAGAGAUCAGUAAAAUCGUGUCUAACGUCCCCAACCUGGAGUUCCUGAACCUGAGCUCGAACCCCCUGGGAGGAGGGACCCUGGAGCCGCGAUGGGCUGAAUGCUUCUCCCGGGUCAGACGCCUCGUCUUCAACAACACCCAGGUGUCCUGGGACACCCUGCUGCUGCUCACCAGGGAGACAACUGAGCUGGAGGAGUUGUUCCUGUGCCUUAAUGAGUACAGUAGUGUGAGUGCCUCCAGUAUGGCCUGCCCCAGCCUGCGCCUCCUUCACAUCACCGACAACAGCCUCAAGGACUGGGCCGAGGUCCGCAAGUUUGGCUCCAUGUUCCCCAGUCUGGACACGCUCAUUAUGGCAAACAACAACUUGGCCUCCAUUGAAGACGGCAAGGAUAUCCUGCUGAGGCUCUUCCCCAAACUACGCAGAAUCAACCUGCACAACUCAGGAUUUAACCGAUGGGAGGACAUUGAGAAGCUCAACUUCUUCCCCAGGCUGGAGGAGGUGCGGCUGCAGGGCAUUCCCUUACUGCAGACCUACACCAACACAGAGCAGCGCAGCCUCAUGGUAGCACAGCUUCCUUCAAUAUCACUGCUUAAUGGCAGUGUUGUGACUGACAGUGAGAGAGAAGACGCAGAGAGGUUCUUCAUCCGUUACCACCUAGACUACCCUGAGGAGGAGCUGCCUUACAGAUACCAUUCCCUAGUAACCAAGUAUGGGAAGCUAGAACCUCUCGCUGAGAUCGACCUUCGACCUCGCUGCCGUGCCGAGGUGGAAGUUCACUGUGAGGAAAAAGUGGAACAGCUGAGCAUCCGUUUGGACCAGACAGUAGCUGAGCUGAAGAAGCAGCUGACAACAGUGGUCCAGCUGUCCACCAGCAGCAUGAGGAUCUACUACAUCGACAAGUGCAGCGCCUUCGGUCCGGAGGAAAUGAAGUACAAAACCCGGGCUCUGCACUCCUACAGCAUUCAGGACGGUGAUGAGAUACUGGUGGUGCCGAAGACCAAGUUAAAAGCUGGUGUCCAACUGCCGAAAUAGGGUGAUGAUUGAUUAAUUUGAUUAUGCGUUAACUGGAAUCACGAAAUAAAUGGAAAACGCAUAUGGAACAGCAUCAGCGGCCACUCGUUAGGAACACCAUCAUGGAGACUGCAGUGGGCUGCUCGGAGGCUCUGGCUGGAAUUACAGCCCUUUACGUAUUUAUUUAUUUUCAGCUUAAUUUGAGGGCACCCACUGGAGUGUGUAGACAACGCUACCAGCUUAAGCAGAGAGAAGGGCGCUUCUUUAUCGGCAAAGCUUGCUGCAGCUCCAUUACUGUACCAAACAAAUUCCUAGUCAAGUAUCCAAAGCCACCACCUUUCCCACUUUUUGCAAACACUACCAUUAUUAGCAGUGAGGCAGAGUAUUUUUUAAUAGGGCAUCAUUUCAAGAAAUGUGCAGUUGUUGAAGGAAAAUCCUGCUUGUUAAAUGGUGGUUAUGAAACUGUCUUUUAUUUGGGUCCAUUUUGUUUUUGGUGGUGUUUUUUUCAGUAUUUGUAUUAAUAGUUGCAAAAGUUAGAAGAUGCUACAUCACAUUAUUGAUUGUUGGACAAAAUGCAGAAUCAAAAGCAUUUAACUAUUUCUAGAUUUGUUAUGACGAUCGAUAGUUGUUUGUCGUAGAAUAUACCAAUUGCACAUCCUCCAGGAAUCCCCAAUGACUUGGGACAUAUGAAAAUACUGUGCUUUAAAAGUUAUAAGAAAAUACACAAAUUUAAAAUUGUGAUUAACUACAUAAGUGUAAUAACUGGACACAAGAUCUUCCUGUCGAUUCCGAGUCUGUGUACCCUCCUGGCUUCAAGUUUCAACAUCAUAGUUUUGUAAGUUUACUUUGCAUUAGGAUUGGCUUGCAAACUUAUCGUUAUGCCUGUACAUACAAACCAUGUGCUAAAGUGAGAUUUAAGAAGAGCACAAAAAAAACCUUCCGGUUAAACCCUGCACAGUGGAUAAUAAAGCAACAAUAGGUCAAUCUGGAGGGGAACUUUAAAUAAAAUAGAAAUUGGUAAGGCAGGCUAAGGAGAAUAUUGGUAGUACAAAAAGGAAAAUAACACCACUUAAUGACAAAAUGGCUUCAGGAGUGCAAUGAUCAUACAUUGAAUAUAUUGUGUAAAGACAGUAAGCAGUAUUUUUCUGGACUAGCUUAAGGUUGCCUUCAAGCAAUAUAAGUAGAGCUGUGUCCCAACUAUUAGCAGGAAGUCACACAUGUUUUCAGUGGUUUGUUUAGUCACCAUUCUCCCUUAUCACUAUUGUUUUGUGAGUUUUAUGGAUUUGAGGACCUCAGAAUUCCUUCUCUGUUAUUUGCAGAAGAUGUAGUUGUGUUGUGUAUGAUGUUUUGUUGGCAUCAUCAGACUGCAGCCUUCAGCACAGCCUCGGGCAGUUUGUAUUUGGGUUGAGAGCCAAAGGCCAUAGUCGGACAAAUCUUUAUUUCUCCCACUGUGUUGGGUGUGAGUUACUGCUUUAAGAGAAGGAGUACCUUCCUGCCAUCAAGUUAUUUUUGCUUAGGAAGGUUGCUAACUAAUUGUAAUGACCUGGAAGUAUUUACCUCAAAGCCUUGAUAAGAGCUGGUUGAGUUAUCUAAAUGCUAAGGGAAGGUCCUUUGUUGCUUCUGCUCUUAAGUCCUUUAGCAUAGGGUACAUUGGUCCGACCUUUACCAAAGAAAAAGAGAAUAUACCGUUCCACACUUUUAUAAGACAUGAGAUAAACAGGGCAACUGUGACCGGUUGCUUGCCAAAUAGUGAGCCCACAUUUAUCUGUACUGCUAAGUCUUAUAUUGGCUACUUAGCUUACUUAAUCUUCUUCAUCAGCCAGCAUCCUUGGUAUCUGUUGUUCACUGAUUCUGGUUCUCCCCCUUCCAUCUUGAUGUUUCUUGGCAUCUCUUAUGACCAUUUAUGAAUGAGUCACUAACAUUUAUAACUACUGAAAGGGAGCCUUAUUGUAAAGUGUGAAACACAUCACCAUCUAUUGAUGAGUCACUAACAUUUAACUAACUACUAAAAAGGGUGCGUUGUUUUUAAGUUUAAUACACAUGUCCAUUUAUGAAUGAGUUAUAACAUUUACGCUGACCUAAUACACAUUUUUCACAUGAAAUGCAAAGUAAGAUGCAACAGAGCCAAGCAAAACAUUUUAUUCACACAUGAAGAAAAUCAGGACUCAAAGUAAUGACUGUUUAGUAUGACUGAUACACAUAUUUAAACAUAAAAGCUUUUCUCAGACAUAAAUGAAAGACUUGGUAAGACAUACUGGUACUCAGACUGGAAAGGCUUUGUGUAUAUUCUUGAACAAGCGUCCAAGCAGUCCAUCAGGGUGAGCAGAGCCAAGCCAAGAUGACCAUUCAAGAACCUUGAGGUGUUCCUCCAACAAACUCUCUGUACGGUUUCCUCUCAGUCUACGGACAUGUCCUUUGACGGUCGACCAAGCUCUUUCAUUAUGUUGGGUAUGACUGCUGUCUGGGGGUUCACAAACACCUGCUGUGGUUUAUGGUGUAGUGGUUGUACCCCAUGUUACUCUGCACUCUCCUGUAUGCCCUCCACUCAUCAGUCAUGAUACUACUUCCUGACUUAACAUGCCGUCUAAUCAGAGGGACAAGGUUGCAUCUUGAUCGUUUCUCCACUAGUUUCAACACUAGUCUCCGCCUUUUGUCUUUAACUCCCAUCAUUCCGAAGACCCAUUUCUUCGAAAGAAAGGUACAGUAUGUCGAAGACGUCCAUGUGCAUACCAAAAAAUAAAUCAUAACAUCAUCUUAGUUAACAACAAAAUGCACACAAAUUACAGUAAAAACUGUUGCACAUCAUGUUUCAA